UGUUGUUUCACGUACUUCAUUUCCCAUGAGCAGUAGCGCCGCCUGUCUGUCACAUGACUGUCACAUGACUGUCACCUGACGUCACACGCCAACAUGGCCGCCACUGUCUCCAGCGAACACUUCAACAACUUACAGCUUCUUCUGAAGGCUCCGUCUAAAGACGCUGUGAGGGACGUUUGUGUUCAGAGUCACAGAGGUCCGAGUCGCCGGCUGGCAGAGACCACAGCAGCCACACUCAGCAUCCCUACAGCCCAGGCUGCACAGCUGGUUCAGUCUCUCCACCUUCUGUCUCAUCACGUCCUCUUCUACAACCUCAGCUCUCCGGAGCAGAUCCUCGCUCUCUUCCCCGAGUCUUUCCACUCCAGUCUGAAGAACCUGAUCACCAAGAUCCUGCUGGAGAACAGCCCAACGUGGAGGACAGAAGCUCUCAGCGAUCAGAUCUCUCUCCCCCAGCUGAAGGAGUUGGACUGGAGAGUCGACAUGGUGACCGGCUCAGACUCAGUCAGUCGUAUGUCCGUCCCGACCUGCCUGGUUCAGCUCAAGAUGGAGGAUCCGUGUCGGGCAGCGGGCGGUGAGGCGGUUUCCACGGUGACGGUGGAGCUGGGCAGGGAGUCUCUGGACACCAUACUGGACGGACUGGGACGCAUCAGAGACCAGCUGUCUGUGGUCGCUGGGAAAUGAGGGGGACUCAACCCCCGAGACAGCUGAUUGGCUUGUUGGUAUAAUGUGUUUGGACUGACGCUGCCUCCCGCUGAUAUUUUGUGCCAGCGGUAAACAUCUUCAUGUUUGAGCGAUUUGUUGUUUUCUCCUGAAAGUCACUGGUUUGAAUGAUUCGUUAACCCUGAACUAAAGAGUAAAUUAAUCAGUUAGAUUUACAGAAAUUUACACAUUUUGAUAACUGAUCGAUCAGUCUGUAAAAAUACGAACAGUUUUGUAGUUAAAACUGCAAAAAAAAACAAUUCCUUUGCAGUUCUUUGUGUCAUAUUAUUUACUUUCUUGGCUGCAGAACAUCAUCAGAAAGAAUUAAAAUCUGUCAACGAGCGAUGGACAUUUGUCAUUAUGCUGAGAUUUUGUACAUUAUAUACAUAUUAAUCAAAAGAAUAAUUAAGGGUCGAAGCAUGAAGCCAUAAAUAUAAAAAUAACUACGGUGUCAUAGAUAUUAGCCUCAAACUGCAGGUAUGUGUUUAUGUGUGGAUUAUUCCUUUUCCACGUCCACUAAUAUGAGAAUAAACUUCUCUUUGUAACUCAGUCUUUAAUUUUACUGCCUUCUUACAAAAGACUUUGAGCCUCUUUGAACAAAGUUAAUAUCUUCUCUGAGGUUUUCUCUCUGCAGGUUAAACAACACACCGACUGUGUUUUGUCGGAUAAAGGGGAUUCACGUGUUCAUUGUCCUGCAGCUGUAAUUCAAGUUAAAAGUAAAGCUAUCGUUAGAAUUAAGUCUAGGAAUUACCGUAAAGGCCUUUUUGUUCAGCGGUCCAGAAACGAGAGAUUUUCAUGCUUUUUGUCUUGUGAGCAACAAACUUGUAUUAAUAUGAAUGAAUAUUAUGAACAAUUAAAGAAGUUUCUGCCGCCAAAGCAGAGACGAGAAGUUGGGACAGAUCUGAUCAUCAUGGUAGACAAAGUGAUUCUACUGAUUCAUAAAAAUGUCUCCAUCUUUAUUACUUCAUUACUUGUCACUUUCCUGUGAACUCCAGCUGAAGCCACAUCAGGCGGAGAUCUCCCAGAUUUUUUAGUACAAAAUGUGUUUUCUGUGUCCUUGCUGAGCUUCAGUGGAGGGAUAGUAACAAAAAAAAAGAGAGGGAAUUUUGUAAAGACACUGUUAUUUUGGACGAUCUCCACUUGAUUUGUCUGACUGCGAAAAUACGAAAAUAAUAAAGCACAAACCAAACCUC
This is a messenger RNA of Siniperca chuatsi (mandarin fish), 1892 nucleotides long. It is a transcript of the gene commd9, whose product is annotated as COMM domain containing 9. The transcript is spliced from 6 exons. Bases 94 to 681 code for a protein of 195 amino acids. NCBI's taxonomy places the organism in Eukaryota, Metazoa, Chordata, Actinopteri, Centrarchiformes, Sinipercidae. The record is from RefSeq and is a predicted model, not a curated record.